AUGCAACGAAAAACUUACAGAAAACGCGAGAAAGUGAUCAGAGAUAAUCAAUCGCAAAAUAAGUUGCAGGAGAUGGAAUUGGUGAAGGUUUUGGGAAAAGGUACUUACGGCUCCGUUGAACUCUUCAGCUACAAACGAAACGACGGAUCAACGUCCUACACCGCAGUGAAGAUCAUGGACUCUCAAGACUACGAUUCGAUCGACCGAGAGUUUCGGAUUCUUUCGGAACUCAAAGGCUGUCCUAGUAUCGUGCAGUUGUAUGGGAAAUCUCUGGUUCAAGGAAUCGAUUGCAAUGGAACCAAAGUUUACAAGAUGUCUAUGGAAUACGCAUCUGCUGGUACUCUAACUAAUUUCAUCGAAAGAAACAGAACAAAUUUGUCUAAUUCGGUUAUUAAAGACUUCACUCGCAUGAUCCUACAAGGGUUGGUCUCCAUUCAUAGUCACGGUUAUGUCCACUGUGAUCUUAAACCGGAUAAUCUCCUUCUUUUCCCGAUCUACGAUAAAGAAACGUGGAAUUGUUCUUACGAACUGAAGAUUUCGGAUUUUGGAUUGACGACAAGGGCCGGAGACGAAUCUGAUUGCUGGAGAAUUGAUGAACCGUGGGUGGGCACGGCUAUCUACAUGUCUCCGGAGUCUGUUCGCGAUGGCACCACCGUUAAGAAAACCUUAGAUUUGUGGUCACUUGGUUGCGUAGUGUUGGAGAUGUUUACCGGUGAGAGGGCAUGGUUAGGGUUUGACUUAGAGGGUGUUAAGUCUCUUCUCUUGGAUGAGAUGGCACCAGAGAUCCCAGAGACUGUGCCGUGUGACGCAAGGCAGUUCUUGGAGAAGUGUUUCGCAAGAAAACCUGAGGAGAGAGGAACAGCUUCGGAGUUGUUGUUGCAUCCGUUUUUGAUCGGAGAUCAUGAGAAGAUGGGUUCUUCCGCCGCCGGAGAGAGGACGGGGAUGGUGUUGAGGCUCAGAAAGCCUCCGCCGAUAUCGAAAGAUAUUCCUACGAAGCCACUGAAGUUGAAGGUUAUUUCACAAAAGCCCCAACAAUUUAAGAAAGUCUCAAAUAAACCCCGAAAGGUGAAGAUUCUUCCUCCGAGACGCCCAGUAUCAAAUUUUGUUCCUGUUCAGUAG
Messenger RNA from Camelina sativa (false flax), 1119 nucleotides. NCBI's taxonomy places the organism in Eukaryota, Viridiplantae, Streptophyta, Magnoliopsida, Brassicales, Brassicaceae. The record is from RefSeq and is a predicted model, not a curated record.